UCCUAAUAACCUGAGGGGUCCAACCACUCCACCCGUGAACUAUGUAUUAAAAGCCAACCUGUUGGAGGCAACAGAAACGAAGAUCACAACUUUGUCCGAUUGGCUCAAACGAUACUUCAUCUGAGCGAUCGAAGAAGUCUUCGACCAUGGCUUCCAAUACCACCAUGGAAGCAGCAGACGUUGUUGUUAUCGUAGUUUACUUCAUCGUGGUGCUCGGGAUCGGCUUCGCGGCAAUGCGGAAAUCCAACCGAGGCACGGUGAGCGGCUACUUCCUGGCUGGUCGCUCCAUGAACUGGUUCACCGUGGGAGCAUCUCUCUUCGUCAGCAACAUUGGAACUGAGCAUUUCAUUGGACUCGCCGGGUCAGGGGCUGUUAGCGGGUUUAGCGUGGCUGCAUGGGAAUUCAAUGCUCUGCUGCUGCUUCAGUUACUGGGCUGGGUGUUCAUCCCUGUGUACAUUCACUGUCAAGUCUACACCAUGCCAGAGUACCUGUCCAAGCGAUUCGGAGGGAAGCGCCUGAAAGUGUAUUUUGCGGCUUUGACUCUGGUGCUUUACAUCUUCACCAAGUUGUCUGUGGACCUCUAUUCAGGUGCCUUGUUCAUCCAGGAAUCCUUAGGGUGGAACCUUUAUGUUUCCAUCAUCGUCCUCAUCGUCAUGACAGCUGCGCUGACGGUCACUGGAGGUCUGGUCGCUGUCAUCUACACAGACACAGUCCAAGCAAUUCUGAUGAUUGUCGGAGCGCUCUGUCUGACGGGCAUCGGCUUCGCCAAAGUCGGAGGCCUCGAAGGGCUAAAAGAAAAGUACAUGCAGGCCAGUCCAAACAUCACUGCCAUUCUUCUGUCUUCACCUAAUCUGACAUAUUCUGAAUCCUGUAAGCAUCAUCUCCACCCAAAACCAAAUGCUCUGAAAAUCCUGAGAGGCCCAAAAGAUCCAGAUCUUCCCUGGCCUGGUUUCCUGCUGGGUCAGACCCCUGCCUCCAUCUGGUACUGGUGUGCAGACCAGGUGAUCGUACAACGAGUUCUGGCCGCAAAGAACAUUGUUCAUGCCAAAGGGUCGACCAUCAUGGCAGGCUUCCUCAAAAUUCUCCCCAUGUUUAUCAUGGUCAUGCCAGGGAUGAUUUCCAGGGUCUUAUUUACUGACCAGUUGGCGUGCAUCGGCCCAGACCACUGCAUGCAGGUGUGCGGUUCUGCCGCCGGCUGCAGCAACGUGGCGUACCCUCGCCUCGUCAUGUCGUUGAUGCCCGUCGGUCUCCGCGGCUUGAUGAUGGCGGCCAUGAUUGCUGCUUUGAUGAGCGACUUGGACUCUAUCUUCAACUCUGCGAGCACCAUAUUCACACUGGACAUUUACAAAAUGCUGCGAAAGGACGCGUCGCCCAAGGAGCUGGUGGUAACCGGCAGGCUUUUUGUCGUCCUUAUGGUGGCCCUCAGCAUCGCUUGGGUGCCGGUGGUCAUCGAAAUGCAAGGGGGACAGAUGUUUUACUAUAUCCAAGAGGUGUCUGAUUAUUUAACGCCCCCUGUGGCGGCGCUAUUCCUGCUCGGUGUUCUGUGGCAGCGCUGCAACGAGACCGGUGCCUUCUGGGGUGGAGCGGUAGGCUCUGCUCUUGGCGCUCUGCGGUUACUCUUAGCCGUAGUUUACAGAGAACCGUACUGCGGCCAGCCGGACGAGCGACCAUCCUUCAUCAAACAAAUCCAUUUCAUGUACGUUGCGGCCAUCUUGUUUUGGGUUUCAGCUACGACGACUGUCGUCGUGAGUCUCUGCACGCCUCCGCCGGAAAAACAGCUAAUCAGAACGACCACUCUGUGGGGGUUGAGGCAGAGAAUGAAGUUAAACACACUAGCAAUAGAUCAAGGUGAAGAAAACCUCAACAAAACAAACGCGACUGAAAAUGGAGGUGGUGUUGCUGGUGAAGAAACGCUCCAGAGCCACCAAAAGAAGCUCAGGAGAACUGAUGGUAGAGAUGAAAACACUCAAUCGACCAAUGGGAACAUAAUCCCAGCCCAGUCAUCACUACGGAAUGACUCGUAUAAUCUGAUCGCUGAGCCUAUGCUGGAGGGCGAGGGAAAUGGGAGAGAAGUGAAGGAUGUGGAAGAGGGGAAGGAGUGCCAUUUGGGGGAAGGAGGAGACUCUGUGAAAGUUUGUGGGGGUAUUUGUGGCCGCCGGAAAAAAUCUUCGCAGACUCGGGUCAUUACAGCUCAGGAGCAGGAGAGGAUUGUAAAUAAGCUUCUGUACGAACCUCCCAGAACCAGAAUCAUACUAAACGCAGCACUGGUAUUGAUUUGUGUGAUUGGGAUCUUUCUUUAUUUGUACUUCUCCUUAUAGACAGCAAAAAUUCUCUUAAAAUGAGGUACUGCUCCUAAACGUAUUCCUUAUCUCCUUGAAUUUACAGUAAUUUUAUGACACCAUGUUGUGGCAUGUAGUGCACUGACACCACUUCAGAUAUUAAUACUUACAAGUCAUACGCAAAACUUUUUUAAAUGCUUCUCCAACAUAUUUGUUUGUAUUACUCACAACUUUUUGACAUAUUUUCCAGAAUAUCCCACACAAUAAAAUAAGACUGAAAUUAACACUUUGUUGUACAUGCUCUGAAAUUGAACAUCUCUGUUUAUUUUGAACAUAAGUAGUUGGACUGGGUUCAGUGAAGCAGAGGAAAUGGAAAAUAUUGAAGAUUUUUGAUCAGAUGUUCUGACAGACCGAUUAAAUGGCAUCGAUGUGAACACACGUUUGGCAUGCACGGACUUGUUUGAGUACCCUAAUCCUUCCUUGACCACACUUUCGUUUUUACUUUUAACCUCAAAAUCAACCAUGAACCUUUGAUGUCAGAGAAACCCCUGUGACAUCAAUUAAACACCACCAGCCAAUCACAGGACACCUUCCUGCUUCCUGCAGCAGUGGAAACUUACAGAUUGGAAAUGGAAAGUUACUUGUCGACUUUUCCACAAGACCCUUUUGCUGAAAGUUGUAUAGCUCAUUUUCAGCAGCAACAAGCCAACUCAAAGUACUUUACAUGAUGAAAUGGAAACAACAGACAAGCAAAAACAUCACAUUGCAAUGGCACCUCCAAAGAAAUCUCACCAGCAGCUUUCCCUUAUUUCUUU
Molecule: messenger RNA, 3094 nt
Organism: Gambusia affinis (western mosquitofish)
Lineage: Eukaryota; Metazoa; Chordata; Actinopteri; Cyprinodontiformes; Poeciliidae
Product: sodium/myo-inositol cotransporter-like
Exons: 5
Coding region: 147-2318 (723 amino acids)
Biological process (GO): myo-inositol transport; inositol metabolic process; transmembrane transport
Cellular component (GO): plasma membrane
Molecular function (GO): D-glucose:sodium symporter activity
Source: RefSeq, a predicted model, not a curated record